This is a messenger RNA of Epinephelus fuscoguttatus (brown-marbled grouper), 2212 nucleotides long. RefSeq lists its product as uncharacterized. NCBI's taxonomy places the organism in Eukaryota, Metazoa, Chordata, Actinopteri, Perciformes, Serranidae. Gene Ontology annotation, biological process: cell surface receptor signaling pathway; negative regulation of T cell proliferation; T cell costimulation. The record is from RefSeq and is a predicted model, not a curated record. Gene Ontology annotation, cellular component: external side of plasma membrane. The transcript has 3 exons. Bases 233 to 964 code for a protein of 243 amino acids.
AUUGUUUAUCAUUUAGUUUUCGCUGCUAGAGGGCAAGAAAAAUGAAUAUAGAUUAAUUACAGUAUCAUAGCUUUAUAAUGUCAGGAGACACCGAUGGGGAUUUCUCUCUAGUUUGUAGGGCGGAGUUUGAAUGAGGUCACUGGUGAAAUGUGUCGGGACUAGAAGAAACAUCCCACACAGCUUGAUUGAAGUUAGUCAUCAGUGUGUCUGAGUUACGGUCGCACACUUUUAAAUGGACAUGGAGGAGCUCAGUAACAGUGUUUCACUGUCGCCUAUAAUCCUCACCCUCAUCGUCCGUUGCCUGCUGUGUGGAUUCACACCUGUUAAAGGAACAUUUGUAGUCAAUGUGACACAGACCUCCUAUCAGGCAGAGGAGAACCACAACAUCACACUGGAGUGGAUGUUCACCACCAAACCUGGCAGCUCCCUCCACUCCCUUUAUAUCUACUGUGAACUGUUAACUGAUCUCAGAGCCUCAGGUCUGUUUCAUCUACAUGGAGGUGUUGAGGUCCUAACAGAUGAACAGUUUACAGGACGAGUCCAGUGUGACAAAGACGUCCUCAGAGAGGGACGACUCAGACUUCAUGUGUCCAGACUCAGGACUGAUGACUCAGGACUGUACAUGUGUGAAGUGUCCACACGUUAUGGCGGCAGCACUGCUACAUGUCGGCUCACUGUCACUGCUGCUGAUGAGCCCAAACCUCAGAGACCAACAGAGAGUCCACAACCAGAGAGUCCACAACCAGAGAGUCCACAACCAGAGAGUCGAGGAAGGAUCGGCCUUUACGUUGGACUGGGACUGGCAGCAGCUCUACUGUUUGUCUGUACCAUCUUUGCAGUCAAAGUCUAUUUAACUAAAUGUACUGAUAAGAAAGAAAACGAUGCAUCCACAGACACUGAUGUUACCAGAGAAACAACUCAUGAGGACGUACAGGAGCCUGUGAGUGAGUCAUUAGAGCACUGAUUCAAGACCUGAAUGUCCAGCAGCAGCCCUGCCCCUAACUCAACAACUCAAAACACUGCAGUUUUAUCAGUGAGACUGGUAUUUCUCCACUCAAAGUCCACAAAGUAGUUGCGCUUCCCUGUGGAAUAUCAUCCGGCCUCACCUCAGAUUCUCCGCCACGGGUAUCAAGGGAUCCUACGGAGCCUCCACGCCCGAAACAACGCUGGACUUGACUGUCAUGACAUGUCAGCUUAAUUAAAAGCAUAGCUGCAAAUUAAAGCAACAAUAGACCAAUAGAUGAAUGGGCGUUAUUAGCUCCGGCACCCGCGCCUCGGCUGGAUCUUGCACGCCACGGAUCCAGUGUGUUGCCAUAAAUGGGCCUGUUCCAGAGGCAUUCAACUACCAGAGAGCUUUUGAAAUCUUCUUUUUUUCGAAGCCGCGUUAAAUUAAAUACUCUGAUUCAUUGUGCCAUACUUGCAAAUCGUGAGGGAAGGAGGAAAGCAGUCGCCUAAUUUGUGUCUUUGUGCGUAAUUAUUUUGAGUCUUACCUUUUGUUUCCUUUUAGCAUUGUGUAUUUUGUAUUGUUUUGCGUAUCUGUAACUGUAUUUGCGAGUGAGAGUUUUAAAAGAAUAUUUUGUCUGCACAUGAUUUAAAACAAUAAAAUAGCCCCAUCAUAGGCGUGUCUAGCCCAUUUUUGGGGGUGCUGAAGCACCUCCAUAUUGAAUCCCAGCACCCCUAAAAUUUGAGAGAUUAAAAAUUUUUUUUUUUUUACUGUAUGUCCCUUUUUAACAAGCUAGAAAAGUGUCAAAACCAUAUAGUACUUGGUUGCAACGUAAUAUCUUAACAACAAAAAUACAGCCCCCCCCCCCCUUCAUUUUUGCUGCAUUUAAUCGUAGGUCACUGUUUAUGUUGUCAGGUAGGAGUUAGCUGACGUUUUUUCUAGCUAGGAAACGUUACAGGUGGUCAGUACCACUGUCCUCUGUUUGAACUGGAAUGAGAGAAGCUCGCUGUUGUGUCAUGUGCAUGUGUUAAUAUUAAAGCCAAGGUGCUACUGACUAGCUAACUGACUGGAUGCCCAUUAACAUUAGAACUUCUACUGUGUGUAUUUAUUAUUAUUAUUAUUUUGUAGAUUUCAAGCACUUUUCUUUUUUGAAGUGUAUUUUUAUUUAUGUAUUUGUAUCAUAUAAUACAGACAAGAAGGAAAAAGGCAGAGACAAACACUGAAAAAGUCAAUUACUGUUAAUGUGUUAAUGUUACAUGUUGUGCAUUU